AAACGGAACUUAAAAAAUCCACUACGAGCUUAUUUGAAUUGGAUUUUGAUGGUAGCUUCUUCAUCUGAAAAUCCAACGCAACAUAAUAGUGUUGCUUUCAGCACAAUCUAAAAUUCUAAGCUUAUAAAACCCUUGGUAUAUGGUGCAAGCAACAAAGAAGUGGAAAGUAGAAUUUUGAAAAAAUGGCGGGCCAGCACCAAUAGCGUCAUCAAUGUCAAUGACGAGCGUAACAAAGGAGGAGUGGGAAGUUGAAUACGCUCGUUUCAUCCACUGUCCAGCUUUUCCUCCUCAGUACUCGUCUCUGGUCUCUCUCCGUAAAGGCGGCAAAUGGAUCUCAUCUUCCUCUCUCCUUUCUCUCAAACUCCGUAGCACCAAUACCUUUGGCGGUUUCAUUCUCGUCCUCUCUCUCCGUCAUCGAAUCCUUGAAGAGCAUUACAUUUCACGGUUGAUGUUCUCGUGGCCUCAGGUCUCAUGUGUAUCCGGUUUUCCAGCAAGGGGAAGUAGAGCUGUCCUCGUUAGCUAUAGGGAUUCUGUUGGCCAGAUUCAGAAAUUCGUCCUGCGGUUUUUGACAAUCUACGAGAUAGAAAAUUUCAUGAAUGUUUUAAAGGAAAAGUUGGACAAUGCAAGCCCUCAAGCUCUUCGAUGUGAUGACUUUGAUUCAGUAUUAUCUUCUCAACCUGAGUUUAUUCCUUUGGAUGGAGCUUCACACUGGGACAACGUAGGAUGGGGAUGUGUAGCUUCAGGUGACUCUACUCCUCAUCAUAUCCCACUGACCUUGGCACCUGAAUUUUCUCAAGAUUCGCAUACAGAGGAAAUUAAACUAAGUCGCGAAGCUGAGGAUAUUCUUUCAGCUUUUCCUCCCAGUUUCACGUCCUUCUUGAGGAACUGCUGCCCUGAAGUUGAUCAAGCUGCUGCACAGUCAAGUAUGACGAAGGAGUUUGACCUUAAAGACCAAAUUGCGAAAUAUCUAGAAGACUCUUCAUUCCUAGAUAUGCUGGUCAAAGUUGAUAAAAUCUUCCGUGAAUUGGGAGAUAAUACAGUACUGUAGCUGCACCAAGAGGUUGACAUGUACACAAAUCAUAGCUUGGUUUCCUUUUACUUCUUCAAACUUGGGAGUUCCUCUCAUUUUCUUUCGCAAUAUGCUCAUGAACUACAUCAAAACAAAGCAAGCAGUUGUAAUUUGUACAGGACGCUUUUUCCCUGCAUUGUCGGUUUGAAGCAAUUCGAUUAGCUAUCUCAAGUAGAAUGGAAAAGUACAAAAUUGUGAUUUCAUUUCAGACAAAAAUUUGCUUUGUACAUAAUGUUUAAUUUGUUGCAGAUGAGCAACCUACACCUCU
Lycium barbarum (goji berry) is the source of this 1337-nucleotide messenger RNA. Its product is annotated as protein POOR HOMOLOGOUS SYNAPSIS 1. The record is from RefSeq and is a predicted model, not a curated record. The coding region runs from base 212 to 1048 and encodes 278 amino acids. The transcript has 8 exons. NCBI's taxonomy places the organism in Eukaryota, Viridiplantae, Streptophyta, Magnoliopsida, Solanales, Solanaceae.